Melampsora larici-populina 98AG31 is the source of this 1932-nucleotide messenger RNA. RefSeq lists its product as uncharacterized. The record is from RefSeq and is a predicted model, not a curated record. Lineage: Eukaryota; Fungi; Basidiomycota; Pucciniomycetes; Pucciniales; Melampsoraceae. The transcript is spliced from 8 exons. Bases 1 to 1932 code for a protein of 643 amino acids.
AUGGACUCUGUUAACACAAAUUCGACUUCGGAGGUGGUUGAACAAGUUAAGUCCACUCACGGACAGUAUUGUGCAGCCAAUACCAUCAAUGCCUUUAUCAGUUACGUCGUCUGGUUUCCAAAGACCCAAGAGGGUAAAAAUGUGGGGCACCAGUCUUACGAAUCUACCAAGCCGGACAGCAAGAUACCUGUUCGAAUUGACAUCAAUCCGGCAAUGUCAUUUGAACUUUGCAAAAGGAAAAUCUUAGCCGAAAUCGCCAUAUCUCACGCUAAUGCAGCCACUCUGCUGAGAGCAGCCGAGGAUGCGACGGCCGACUUGCCCGAGUUGAAAUGGUAUGCUUACAUCUCCGGGACCCGAUCAUACCCAAUGACUGGAGACCGAGUAGUGGUCAUCACAAGCGAUCUGGAAUGGCUACAAUGGAUUUCUUCAUGUGAUGCAUCCCGAGACAAAGUGUGUGGUGUCAAUUUAGUGAUGCAAAACCCGGUGUCGGUGCAAAAAAAAAGAAAGCAAGAAGAAUCUCUUUUGAUUCAAGCAACCAAGAUCAAACGUCGCCAAACUCGCCAUGUUGCAAAUCAAGCAAAGAAAAAUAACAAACAACAUCUGACUCCAGAAGAAAUGGCGCUAGACAAAGACGCGGAACAGACCAAUGACCAUCAAACUGAGUCCGGAGAAAGUACUGGAGGCGACACCGAUACCGACGUUCUGAAGAUUGUAGCCGAUGAGAUUUACAAAAAACACCCAAUCAAAGCCGAUUACGAUCGUUCAACACCAGUCUAUGUUGACCCACAGGACACAAACAAAUUCUUUUAUAUCACAGCAGGAAUGUCGAGAAUUUGGGCCAGAGCAAAGCUUGAUUGUGAUGCCAAGGGUUCAAAAGUUGUAACUCUUGACAUACCACCAAAGGCAGGUGGUAUAAAGUGGCUGAGCAGAUCAGCAGAAAUGAUGAAGCGUACCAAGGGUAGCGGGGUCUCUACUAACCAGGACUUUGGCAACUUGAUGGCUCAAUUGGUGACUUCAAUCCAACAGCCACACACUGGUGUAGCUGAAGCAACGAGUGGAGCUGUAUUGAAGGCUCCACUCGCCAGGUAUCUAAACUUUUGUGAAAUUGUGGAUCUCGAUGGAUCAGUUGAGGCGCGUUUGACUGAAGCAGGCUUUGAUCAAUAUGAUCUUUUUGACCAAACGUAUCUGCCUCGUGAUGAUUUGGUAAAGCUCAAUCUUAGACCCGGUGAUAUAACUCGGUUGUACAAAAAUGUCAACAGAUUUGCUAAGAUUCAAGAUCUUGAACAGAAAAAACAGAGAGGUUAUCGAAAUGGAAACGCUCGAGUUGAGAUGAACCACAAGCUUGUUAGAUGGUGCUCAACAAGGUUGAACACCAUUUUUAUAGUGAUUCAACCAGCACAACCCCAAAGAACUGCUAAGCUCGGAAUCAAAAUUUAUCAUCAACCCAAGCUGUCCUUUGCAGCUGGACCCCGUAAGAAUCGACGUAAGCCUUUUCGAGGUGGAGUGAUUCCUUGGGUGCAUCCCAAGAGAUAUCCUCGGUUCUAUAAGGACUUAGAUGAACUUCCUGACCCGGAUAUAUACUUAUUCCUUACGUUGAAUCGCAAUCGCAAGAACUCCACGGCCAGCAAGCGACUUCGAUGGAAGCAAGAGGACCAAAACGAACGUAAAGACUUAGACAGAUGGACCCAGGCCAACAUGAAAGUCUGGCGUUCCGAACAACAAGCCGAGGCGCACAAGCACUUCUUCUUUCUGAAGGGAGCCCUUGCCGAUGUUCAAAACAAUGGGCCCACUUGGCUUUUCACUCCAGCCAAUCACAUGGUUGCUAAUAAAGUACUACGAGAAUCAUCAAAUGCAGAAAAAUACCAUGCAUUACCUGUUGAAGAGCGCAAACAAUGGCUCGAGGAGAAGAUGAUUCAGGCUCGUACCAAUUAA